Molecule: messenger RNA, 2909 nt
Organism: Ceratitis capitata (Mediterranean fruit fly)
Lineage: Eukaryota; Metazoa; Arthropoda; Insecta; Diptera; Tephritidae
Product: ATP-binding cassette sub-family G member 4
Exons: 11
Coding region: 304-2397 (697 amino acids)
Cellular component (GO): plasma membrane
Molecular function (GO): ATP binding; ATP hydrolysis activity; ABC-type transporter activity
Source: RefSeq, a predicted model, not a curated record
GGCUGAAUGGGUAUUGUAACGUAAUUGUCAAGAAGUCCUAAUUGCGACGUCAUUACAUCUUCAAAUAGUCACUGGUUGGUGGCUCUUUGGGCAGAGGGAAUUACUGAUUCACAUUUCUUCAUGACUGAAUUGGAGAAUGUUGAUGUGACCGACCGUUGGCUCCUAGAAAACCGCUCUACAUGCCAUACAACGAAAGAAAUCAAUUUGUAGAAGGAAACUUUAGUUCCGAAGUUGGUGUAGCUCACAAGAAACUGUCGCAUAAACGAAUAUAGAGUACAUAAGCUUAAGUAGGAAAUAAAGGAAAUGUUAUCGGCAAGAGAGCAGUUUUUCACAUCUUCCACAGUACCAACUUCAGCACUGGGUAUGGGCAUUGAAGUUGUGGAUCAACGGUCAGGAUCAGUCUACAGUCCAACAACAGUGCCAUUGACCAGUGUGCAUGGCUGGCGCAAUGGUGGUAGUGUUUUUGCUACAGCACCACCAGCAAACACAGAUUCCCAAGUGACAGAAGUGGACAAAGAACAUCAUCCGACAAAGUCAGAACCGUUACCACUGGUCGCUAAAAUUAACGGCUGUAAUGGGAAUGUGGAAAAGGGUUGUGAUGAACCCUUCUCCAAUUUGCCUUCACGUGUUCCUGUCGAUAUAGAGUUUAAGGAACUUUCACUUACUGUACAUAUGGGAUUCGGCAAAGGAGAGAAAGAGAUCUUACAUAAUGUUUGUGGCAAGUUCCCCGGUAGUCAACUGAUUGCGAUAAUGGGUCCUUCGGGAGCGGGUAAAUCAACACUACUUGAUGCAUUAUCCGGUUUCAAAACAACGGGCGUAGAUGGCUCCAUACUUCUCAACGGCCGUCGUCGGGACUUGCCAUCAUUUAGACGAAUGUCAUGUUAUAUAACGCAAGAUGAUCGCUUGCAACCGCUAUUAACGGUAAAUGAAAAUAUGCACAUUGCGGCGGAUUUGAAAUUAGGAACAAAUGUGAGCUAUGAGGAAAAGGAAGGCAGGAUCGAAGAUAUUUUGUUGCUGCUCGGCUUAUACGAACACGAUCAAACGAUGACAAUGCGACUCUCAGGUGGACAAAAAAAGAGACUCUCCAUUGCUAUGGAAUUAAUAAAUAAUCCAACAGUGAUGUUCCUCGAUGAACCUACCACUGGUCUAGAUAGCAGCUCCUGUACUAAAGUGUUAGAGUUAUGUAAGAAAUUGGCACAACAAGGCCGAACAAUUAUUUGUACGAUUCAUCAACCGACCGCCAAACUGUUCCAAAUUUUCGAUCAAGUUUACGUGCUCUCGGCUGGUAACUGUGUAUAUCAGGGAAGUACAGAGAGGUUAGUGCCAUUCCUGCAGACGGUCGACUUGCCAUGUCCCGUGUACCACAAUCCUGCUGAUUACAUUAUUGAGUUAGCUUGCGGUGAAUAUGGAAAGGACAAAGUGGACAUUCUCAAAUCAGCAGCGGAGAACGGUGGUAGUUUAGCGUGGUUUGAAAAUUCUAACUCUAUUCUACGAGCUGAGGCCCUAAUGCGCAAAUAUCCAAUUCCAAAGAAAACGCAAAAACGUUCAUUAGAGGACACGAGCUACCUCAACCAGUUAUCUGUUCUAAUACAUCGAGGAUAUGUAAAGGCUAAACGGGACACAACUUUAACACAUUUACGUAUAGCUGUAAAUGUUUUUGUCGCCAUCAUUCUCGGAUCAUUAUAUACCGGUUCUGGACGUGAGGGCUCAAGAGUCUUAGAUAAUUAUAAUUUACUAUUUGCCAUAUUAAUUCAUCAUUCUAUGACCACGAUGAUGUUGACUGUUUUAACAUUCCCGAUAGAGAUGUCUAUUCUCCUGAAGGAACACUUUAAUCGCUGGUAUUCCCUGAAGGCUUACUACACGUCAAUCACGUUGAUCGACUUGCCAAUAUCGAUCAUUGGUUGUCUGCUCUUUACUGUCAUUGUUUAUUUGUGGAGUUAUCAACCAAUGGAGUGGACGCGCUUCUGGAUGUUUUUUGCCAUAAGUUUGCUAACUGUAUUUGUCGGUCAAAGCUUUGGCCUGAUGAUUGGUGCUUGGUUUAGUGUUGUGAAUGGUACUUUCUUAGCACCAGUACUCACUAUUCCGAUGAUGAUGUUUGCCGGCUUCGGUGUAACACUUCGUGAUUUACCUAGUUAUUUAAAAUGGGGUAGUCAUAUUUCAUAUCUCCGUUAUGGCUUAGAAGGCUUUGUUGGCGCCAUUUAUGGAGAGGGUCGCGGUGUUUUAGACUGCAAUGAAGCACCUUAUUGCCAUUAUAGAUAUCCACAAAAAUUCCUCGAAGAAAUCACAAUGCGUGGUGAUCAGUUCUGGAACGAUUUUAUUGCACUCUGCGUUAUUUCAAUAGCUUUUAGAGUAGUAGCCUUUGUUGUGCUCAAAGCAAAAAUACAUUCAGUCAAAUAAUGUACCAUUGCCAAUUUUCUUUUUUCAAUAUAUGUAUGUUAAUGUGUGUUUCUAAUAGUAAUUAAUAUUAUAAGCUAGGCAUAUUGUAUAUACGAGUAUGUAUAAAACAAAAAAUACGAAAAUGAAACAGUUUUAAUACGACUUACAAGUAUUUUAAUAAACUAGACAAUUUAAUAAUUACUUUUGUGAUUUUUAUAGUCGACUAUUGGUUACAUUUGGAGCAUUUACUUUGUUCAGCUAUCAACUUAACCGAUAGGUACACGUACGCACAUAUUAUAUAAAGGAGUUUUGGAAGAUCGCAAUAAUUCAGUAAUAACAACGCAAUUGAAAUCAGAUAUAACAACGCAAUGAUCGAAACUCACAUGUAUGUAUGUACAUAUGUACAAUAUAUACAAUGUGUUAAUUUAAAUUCUUAUGUGCCAUACCUUUUGGAUGCAUAGCAUAAACGACUUUGUAUUUCAUCUAUUAAUUAUUUAGCGGUUAUUUGAUCAAAAUAUAAACAUGUAAUUUAA